Molecule: messenger RNA, 243 nt
Organism: Rotaria socialis
Lineage: Eukaryota; Metazoa; Rotifera; Eurotatoria; Philodinida; Philodinidae
Source: the annotation of a GenBank genome assembly
AUGAAAUCAUUCAUAGUUAUUGUUCUUUCUGUUCUAUUACUUUGCCAAUUUCAAGAACAAAUUGAUGCCGGUCCAGCUGCUGGUGCUACGUGCUGUGCAGGAUGUUGUGCAAGUGCUUUAGCAGUUCCAGUUUUAGGGCCCGGAGCAUUAGGUGCUUGUCUACCAACAUGCUUAGCAACAAUGGGUGGAUUUCCACCUCCAUGCGUAUUUUGUGCAGCACUUUUUCUGGCCCCAACACCAUGA